Molecule: messenger RNA, 3027 nt
Organism: Lutzomyia longipalpis
Lineage: Eukaryota; Metazoa; Arthropoda; Insecta; Diptera; Psychodidae
Product: monocarboxylate transporter 7
Exons: 7
Coding region: 337-2271 (644 amino acids)
Biological process (GO): monocarboxylic acid transport; transmembrane transport
Molecular function (GO): monocarboxylic acid transmembrane transporter activity
Source: RefSeq, a predicted model, not a curated record
UCUAUAUCGUCGUGGUUGAGCCACUUGGUCACACACCAGCCCGUAUUGGAACCCCAUUGAGUCAGUCGCUCUCUGGACUCCUCCGAGCUCACACGAGCUUCAAGCAACCGCGAAUUGUGUGUGAAAAGUGUUUCAUUUUUGUGGAAGAAAAUUCACAAAUUUUCGGCUGGCUCUAUAUUGGCGUGUUUGAAAAUUUGCUGACGAAACUCUCGAAUUUCUUGCUAGAAAAACCCCGUGCGUGGUGGACAGUGUAAAGGAUUUAAUUUGUGACUAAUCAGCACCUAGAAGUUUUUAAUCUUUUACUUUUGGAAGUGAUCAGAAUAAAGUUAGAGCGGGAUGCCGCCGCAGAAUACGUUGGAAUUAGCAGAGAAUGGUGCGCAGGAGACAAAUAAUGGCACCUUUGUGGAGACAAAUGGGAAGGAUCACACGAAGCCACCUAGUGAGGAUAUCCCUGACGUGGCAACGGCACAGGUGGUCGUUCCACCAGAUGGUGGAUGGGGUUGGGUGGUGAUGAUGGCGUCCUUUUGCUGCAACAUCGUCGUGGAUGGCAUUAUUUUCAGUGCUGGUGCACUCUUGAAGCCCGUCAAGGAUGAAUUUGACGUCACGGAUGCCGAAGUGGCGCUCGUUACAUCCCUCCUCAGUGGUUUCUACCUCAUGGCGGGACCUUUUGUGAGUGCUCUGGCCAAUAGAUGGGGUUUCCGGCCUGUAACGAUGAUGGGUGCAACAAUUGGAGCCAUUGGCUUCUGCACGUCCUACUUUGCAACAAAUAUUGUUCACCUCUAUAUCACCUACGGUGUCAUUGGUGGGAUUGGUUUCUGCCUCAUCUAUAUGCCGUCCGUAAUCACUGUGGGGUAUUACUUUGAAAGAUGGCGCGCCCUGGCCACGGGAAUUUCUCUGUGUGGCUCCGGUAUUGGCACAUUCAUCUUUGCCCCACUUACGGAUUAUCUCAUCACAUCGCAAAAUUGGAGGAUCACCCUCGUUAUUCAGGGAGCCAUUAUCAUGCUAUGUGCUCUCUUUGCCAUCUGCUUCCGUCCCAUAAAACCGAUUGAGGUUCCAAUUGAUCAAGCAGCUGCAGCUGAGAAGGUGAAACUCCACGAGGAUGCAUUUGAGAAGCGUCUCGCCUAUUCGGUGCCCAAUAGCGUCCACAACACAUGGAUGGGCUCCAUUCCCAACAAUCACUACCCAACUGCAUCUGAGGUCUUUCGUGGUAGUGGACAGGAUCUCAAUGGUCAUGCAAAGCGCACGUCUGAAGAUAGAGACACACAGGUGGCACCCCUUAUGCCGGCAUCACUGGAACUCCGUCCUGUCGGUGAAACCGAUGAGAAUGUCGAUGAAAAUGGUGCUCUGCUUGAAGGGGGUGAGCCACGUCCUGUAAUUGUCCCCAAGAGACGCCAUACUGUGUCUGAACGUGAAAGUAGCCGACCCGGAAGUCGACGUGUAUCCACCACGGAAAAUCCACGACCACUCUAUCGCGAUGAUAUUUUCUUCAGUGGCUCUCUGGCACGUGUGCCCCAGUACCAAUCCCAAACAUCCCUUGGCUAUCAUAUGUCCGUCACGAGACUCCCUACGCAACAGGAUAAGCGCGAAGAAAAGGAGAAAUCAUGCAAAUUAUGCCCAGAGAUGGUUAAACGAACUCUCGCCACCAUGUUGGAUAUUUCAUUGUUAAAAUCUCCAACAUUUAUCCUUUUGGCUCUGAGUGGCUUCCUGACAAUGAUGGGCUUCUUUAUUCCCUUCAUGUACCUCGUGGCACGUGCUGUGGCACGUGGAAUGGAGAAACAAACAGCUGUUUUUGUACUAUCCUCCAUUGGUAUUGCCAAUACGAUUGCUAGGAUCGGUUGUGGUCUUAUAAGUUCAAUUAAGGGCGUCAAUUCGCUCCAUGUUAACAAUAUUGCCAUAACUCUCGGGGGUGUUGCAACAAUCUUCAGUGGUUACUCCAUGAGUGAAGCCUUCCAAUUUACAUAUGCUGUCUUCUUUGGCAUUGCUAUCGCUUGUUUCUCAGCCCUUCGAUCAAUAAUCGUUGUGGAUUUACUGGGUUUGGAGAAGCUAACAAAUGCCUUUGGGAUACUUAUGUUGUUCCAAGGUAUUGCCGCCGCUAUUGGAUCACCAAUUGCUGGAGCAUUCAUGAGCUGGACUGACAGUCACGAUGCUGCUUUCUGGCUCUCUGGUGCCCUGAUGACACUCUCAGCUGUAAUUAUCUACCCCCUUAACUGCAUAAAGCGCUGGGAGGAUGGCCGAAAUGAUGCAAAGAACACCUCAAAGUCAGCUGCUUAGGAUGUGUCAUAAAAAAGGAGAUUUAGAAGCCAUUCUGGAGCUGUUACAAUUCUCUGUGUCAUUGAAUGUUAUCUAAGAAUUUUUUUAGCCCCCACUAUUCUGUGAUAUCAGCAUGGAAAGGUUUUCAGCAGGAAUUUGUUGAUAUUUUUUUUUCAAGAGAGAGAGAGAGAUAUUUAAGCGAUGAAAAAUAUACCAAGAACACAUUACUAAAAAAAAAAUAUUUUGUAUAACAUUUUAAAAUAAUUUUGUACAUAUUUCAAAUGUUUUUUUUCUGUAUAUUUUUAUGCAUUAGAAAGAUUAUGUUGAAAAAAUAUUUUAUAGAAUUUGCUAAAAGAAAGACUUUUUUCGUAGGAGAAAUGUGCCUUAAUUUUACAACAGAAGAAAUAAAAUCAAUGUAAAUAUUUUUCUAUAAUGGAUUAUAGGCAUUUAAAGGGUGUUUUUGUCAAUAGUGUAGGAAACCAAUUAGAUAUUUUACUAAUAAAUGCAUAUAAUUGUGUUUUAGCUAAAAGAAAAAAAAACUAUUUUAUCAAUUUAUUUUCAUUAGUAUGUGAUCUUUCACACUGAGAGUCCAUUAGAUUUUUAUAAGGUAAAAAAAUAUAUCAAUUAGAGAAGUUAGAAAACAGUUCGUGUAGAUUUUCCUGUUAGUUUCUAUUUAAUAGCGAUGAAAACAACGCAUUUUACUACGCGUGGACGAAGCAAAGGACUUCUAUUUGUUACUCAUUUAAAUAAAAUAUUGUUAGAGAAAUUUACACAAAA